AUGCUCUUGACUUCUUUGCUUGAAUCUGGUCCAAUUUUUUCUAUCCGCCUAAUAAAUAAAGAAGAAGAAUCUAUGCAUGUAGCAAACGUGACUACGCAUACUACUGGAAAGAUAUUGUUAUUGAAUUACAAAAGGUGCAUAUUUCAAGGUGACUAUAAGCUCAUAUACAAUGAUAAGGACAUCCAGCUUUCUGAUACACUUAAAGAAUUGGGAAUUAAGAAAGGAAAUAUAGUAUAUGUAGCACCUAGAAGACGUAAAAAUUCCAAUGGAUCUAAGAGAAUAGAGUUCGAUUUUACACCCGAUAAACCAAGAAGCUCAAUGACAAUUUUCUUGAAGACGCCUAGCAAAAAAACAGAACUGGAGGUAUACUGGAGUGAUACAAUUAGUCAUAUUAAGAAUAUGAUCCAUAAUUUGGAAGGUAUUUCCCCACAAAAACAAAUUGUUACUUUUAAUGACAUUGAAUUGGAAGGUCAUUAUACUUUGUCGUAUUACAAUAUUCAAAAGGAAUCGACAUUGUAUCUAACCUAUAAAGAAAUGAUUAUUUAUAUAAGAAUGGAGACUGGAGAAACAAUAGAACAUGAGUCAACACCUCCUGAUAAUUCCAUCCAUAAAAUUAAAUCAAUGAUUGAGGAUAAAAAACACAUCCCCUUUGCAAUGCAGCGCAUCACUUUUAAUGGAAAAGAAUUAUAUGACGAUUGCAUCCUGCCAUCUUACGAAAUCAAAAAUCGGUCUGUAAUUAAUCUAGAGAUUAAAUCAAUGAUUUUCGUAAAAAAAAAUACCGGAUUAAUUAUAAACAUAGAUGCGGAGACAAAAGAAACGAUUAAACAGAUUAAACAAAAGAUCCUGGAAAAAGAAUUCCUCCCUGUAGAACAAUUAUCUCUCUUUUUUUUAAACAAGGAAUUAUGUGAUCAAAAUACAUUAUCGUAUUACGAUAUUCAAAAUGGAUCCACAUUGGAUCUAGGAUACAAAGAAAUAAAGAUUUUUGUUAAUGCAAUAGACGGAAAAGUCAUAGAACUGCGAGUAAAGAGAGAUUACAAAGUUGAGACUAUUAAAAAAAUGAUCCAGGAUAAAGAAGGCAUUCCAUAUCACCAACAAUAUCUUUUUUUUCAUGAUUUAAUGCAAGAUCAUGAAUUCUUGUCAUCAUGCUAUAUCAGAGAAGGGUCUACAUUGCGUUUAGAAUAUGAAAAAAUGACAAUCAAUGUCAAUUUGAUGGGCAAAAAAAUCAUAAAGCUAGGAGUAGAAAAAAAUUUCACCAUCGAACAAGUCAGGCGAAUGAUAGAAGAGAAAGAAGGCAUCUCCUUGAAUCAAGUUCAUCUCGAAUUUUCUAACAAUAUCUUGUUUUCCGAAAAAACCUUAAUUUCUUAUCAUGUUACUAAUGAGUCUACCUUAGACUUAUGCAAUAAUUAUUUUAGUGAUAAUGAUAAUGUAUAUGUGGUACUAUUGAGUGGAAAGAAGAUAAAUCUGUCAGUGGAAUCAACUAACACCAUUAGCGACCUUAAAUUAAAGCUAUAUGAAAAAGAAAAAAUCCCUCACGAUCAACAACGUCUUAUUUAUGGGAGAAAGCAAUUAGAAAACCAUCGUCUCUUGUCUGACUAUCCUAUCGAAAGAGAGUCUUUAAUCCAUCUUGUACUUGCAUUACGUGGCGGGAUGUUUCAAGAAACUAGUGGUCGAAAUGAAUUUAAUGCAUUGCCAUCACUUACACAAUAUACAAUAACACCUGAGGAACGUCUAAGUAAGGGAAUUCAUGCUGGUAUUGUCUGUAAUUAUUGUAGAAAACGCGAAUGGAAAGGGAUGAGGUAUAAAUGUUCAGAAUGCCUUGAUUAUGACUUGUGCUUUGAUUGCAUCAAAAUGUCCAACCUGCUUCAUAAUGUGCAACAUCAUUUUCUGAAACUCACGGACCCCGUAGAUCCAAAGGCGACUCACGAAGAUAUCUUAUCUGCUUCUGUUAACAUCUUCCCAAUAUUACCUGACACAAAAGAGAAAUUGUUGACUCUGUUACGUGAGGAAGAGCGCCGAAGGCUUUCACCAGAAAUGCAAAGAAAGUAUUAUGAAGUUGGUAAUGAUCCUACAUGUGGUAUGGAUUGGAUGGAUGUCACUGAUCAGAUGCAGCAUGAGUUAGUUCGAGAAUUUGGAUAUUCGGAUGAAGCAGUGCAAUUAUUACGGCGUGCGCCACAACUUUAUCCGAACGAUCCUGAAUUUCACACAACUCAAGUAUAUGUUCGAAACAAUAUUGCCAAUAUUGGAAACCUUACCGAAGGAAUGUCGGCGCCUGAUUGUUCAUUGAUUCCCCUCGAACCUUCUAUGUUCAAAACAAUGGUUAUUAAUAGUAACACCAAUUCACCAAAUAUGGUUUCUUUGCGCUUACUUUAUAAAUCAGGGCGACCUCUUGUUCUAUUUGGCGGAUCCUAUACUUGUCCCUUAUAUAGAUACAUAUCUCACGUACUUAAUGAUAUAUAUACUCGAUAUAAAGCGCAAGUCGAUUUUUAUAUGAUUCAAAUUCGAGAAGCCCAUGCUUCCGAUGUUUGGCCUAUUGGUAAUAUUGUUGAUGUCAAGGAGCAUCGCACAUUAUCUGACCGUCUGACCGCUGCACGUGAGAUGGUCGAAAAAACCCAGUUGAAAAUUCCAGUACUAGCAGAUACAAUGGACGAUAGUUUCUUAAAAUUGUAUUCACCAUGGCCAUUCCGUUUUUUUAUUGUUAUAGAUGGUAUUUUAAAACUUGUAGGGAUGCCAAAAGUAGCGCAUUAUGAUACAACGGAUCUUGUUAAAUGCUUGGAUGAUAUUUUAUGUAGCAAUAGGAAUUAA
Molecule: messenger RNA, 2802 nt
Organism: Acaulospora morrowiae
Lineage: Eukaryota; Fungi; Glomeromycota; Glomeromycetes; Diversisporales; Acaulosporaceae
Source: the annotation of a GenBank genome assembly